Thrips palmi is the source of this 3554-nucleotide messenger RNA. Its product is annotated as dynein regulatory complex subunit 3-like. The transcript has 13 exons. Gene Ontology annotation, molecular function: protein binding. Bases 1399 to 3348 code for a protein of 649 amino acids. The record is from RefSeq and is a predicted model, not a curated record. NCBI's taxonomy places the organism in Eukaryota, Metazoa, Arthropoda, Insecta, Thysanoptera, Thripidae.
UUGCUUUUGUGUCUGUGUGUUACACUUAUGUGAGAAUACACAAGCACUACAAGCGUUAAAGAAGGGAUACCAGUGUGCAAGAGUGUUGCACUUGGGCAUGAAAAUGGAAUCUCAUUGUCUGGAGCAGGAGCAAUUUUGUUUUAGCUGUACGCCAGUUAAGAGCUCAUUGUCAAGCUCAUCUUUUUCCUGCAACUUUCUGCAGCAUCCAUACAUCCAGCCAGUCUUUUAUAAUUAGCAGUUACUUAGGAGUAUGAAAGAAUUAUUGAGCUACAACAUUUAAACAAGAAUUCUCCUAUUUUUCAUGCCUAAGUGAUGCACGUUACAGUAAAGUUCUCUGGGGAUGUCUAAAGAUCACAUUCCACGUGUGUGUUCUCUCAGUUAUAGGGUAGUCAAAAUAACCAGAGGAUGUACAUGCAUUCCUGGUUGCUUGCACUGUGUCAGUUCAUGUACUUGUGAUUUGCGGUACAUUAAGCUUCUGCAAGCAACAUGAAUUUGAAGGGCUGCCCAGUACUGAAUAUCUGCUCAUAGUGCUUCCUGUAAGGUUACGUACAGGCAAUCUUAAUUAAGGUUUCCAUAUGGAGCAGUGUAAAACUUAACAAUAAAAACAAAACAUCCUCAUUAUAUUUGGAUUGAUUUCCUGCUUAAUGGGGUCAGGAUGUUUGUGUUGUCAAACAAGACUGAAUCAGUUAUUAAUGAGGGAGAUUGCCUCUCAAUUCAAGUCACGCGUGCUUGACACUUAGUACCCGUUUUUUGUGGUAUAUUUUCUCAUCAGCAAGUCAUAUUGUUAACAAUGCAGGACUGUAGAAUGUUUUAAAAGUUUCAUAUUAUUAAUUUCAAUUAUUUAAUAAAUUAUUAUGAUUCAUGAUAAGAGAUUGUGCAUAUUUUUUGCCUUAAAUUCCUCCUAAACUUCCUAUUCAUUCUGCCAUAUUAUGUGAGGAAAAAAAUAUGCCAUUUACACAAUUGCAAAUACUGAGGUGUUUCCUCCAACUAACAGUCAAACCAACUAAAAGAUUUUCCCUCAGCUUGAAAAUGAACCUACAAAAAAGGUUUUCCCUCAGCUCCAUUUUGUAUGCAGAGUGAAACAAAUGGCUGCCAACAUGCUCUGGCGUUGAUUUUCUCAAACUUUUGUCGGCUUUGGCAGUGUAAUUAACUGUUGUUCUUCCAUCUCAAACCAAUGACAAGAAGAUGAAAAUUGACCCUUUUAGUCUGCCCAAUAAUCUCAGGUUGAAGAUAUUUCCACUUUUGGAGGUUGGUACUUUGGAAGGGAAGGCAGGAGCACCUGGUUGUUUACAAAUGGAAGCUAUGUGUGCUUUAAGCAGUUUUCAGUUUUGGGGAUAGUCGAUGCUUUGGGCUGCAGCUUGUUAAGAUUGUUCAAGUUGAAGUCAUCACAUUUCCAGAAUGUCACUAACCCGGAGAUUGGAGAGAUUAAAGUUGGAGGAGAAAGUGGCGAAAUUAGCCCGGGUUCACGAACACCUUUUGCCCGGCGUCAUAGAUUUGGACAUGAUAAACAAACAUGUGUAUGAGCAGGGACCCACGGGUGAAGCAGGGAGAGUUGCCCAAGAGGAGGGCAUAGACCAUGCCGAUGUGACAUCUCUACGUCUGGAGUACCUAAGAAUUUUGAAGAUUGACCAUUUAUGGAUCCUUCCAAAUCUAACAAAACUUCAACUGAACAAUAAUGCUAUUGAGAGUAUUGACAAUCUUCACACCCUAAUUCAUUUAAAGGAACUGGACUUGUCAUUCAACCAUAUUCGAGUGAUAGAAAAUCUAGAAGAUCUCACAAAGCUAGAGGUUUUACACUUUUAUCAAAACCACAUAACACUUCUUGAGAAUUUGGAAAGCCAGAAGAACUUAACUUUACUCAGCCUUGGGCUGAAUCAAAUAGAAGAUUGUGACAAAACUAUCUUAUACCUGCGCCACUUUUCAAAAUUAAAGUCUCUAAAUUUAGGUGGUAAUCCAAUGUGCAAGAGAGAUAAUUUUGUAAAUUAUGUGUAUGCCUUUCUGCCUGGUCUUGUUUUCUUUGAGUAUGCAAUGAUAAGCCAGAAGGAUAAAGAACUCUCAAAGCAAUUGUUUUGGGAGGAGCUGUCCACUUUGGAAAGAGAGGAGGAAAAGUAUCUUGCUGAGACUCAGGCUGCAGAUAAAGAGGCUGCAGAAGUUGAGAUGCACUCAGUAGCUUUUGUGGAGAGGCUGAAUGGCAGCCAGCUAUUUCAUUCUAUGUUUGAAAACGAUCCAGAUGGGCAAGCUCUUGUUAAAAUCAGUGAAGAAACGAAGGAAUUCUAUGAAACAUUUUGUGAAGAGAUGACAGCCCUAUGCAAGGAACUGUUCCAAAUGGGCCAAGAGCAACAUUUGCUUAGGAAGAAAGAGCAUGAUGAUUUCACAAACUGUGUAAAUGCAGCAAAAAUGAAAAGUCAGGAACAAAGUCAGAGGGUUCUUGAAGAUUUCAUAGAAAAACAAAAGGGGAUAAAAGAUCAAGUUGCGCAGAUGUUGAAUAUCCUUUCAUCAACUGAUGCCGAAGAAGACAAUGAUAAUAGAUCUGAAAUAAUAACAGAAUCCGCCCUAGUUAUCUCUAACUGUGUCUCUGAGUUUGAUGAACUUAUCCAAAGUACUUGGCAAACUUUGAUGCAUAAUGAAUUGACUCUUACUGAACAAAUGGAGGAAGUGAACUCCAUGCUGGAGCGAGAUAUGAGUGACAUGGUAAACGUAAUGCUUGAACAGGCAUUAGGGUAUUUUGUAGCUAUGCGUUCUUUACAAGAAUCAUUUAAUGAACAACUCUCAGAGGCAUCACAUCGGUACCAAACUGUUAUUGCUGAUGAUGCUGCGAGUAUUUCUUCCCAAUUAUGUGAGAUAAUGGUUGACAAAGAGAGUUUAAGCAAUGCUCUAGCAAAUUCUCAUGAAAAGCACUUGCUGUUGAUAGACACUAGAGAAGAUACUCUUAUUACCAGAAUAAAGGCCUGGCAUGAAGAAGUUUGUGAAAACUUGCAGAAAAGGGAAAUUGCACGGAGCCGUACUCAAGUUCUUGAGAUCAAUCGAUUUUUGGACUUGCAAAGAGAAGAGUUUGAGGAACUUCUUGCUUCACGUCCAGAAGAUUUAAUGCUCCUGAUGGAAACUCAAGAUCUAGAAAAAAGUAAAGCAAGUACUACCUUGGGAAGUGAAGGAGAGGAGAGGGGGGAAGGCGAGGCAGUUGCAGAAGAAAUCGAAGAGAAACAACUUAGGAGCUCUGAAGAACCUGAUGAUGCACAAACCGAAAUUAGUUUUGGUGGUGACGGCGUUUUGAAUGCUCUCAACCCAGGAGUUCAAACAAGCCACUUAAGCCAACCGAGUCAGAGCUCGCAAUUGGGAAAUAAAGACUAAAUUUUUACACAUAGCAAGAAAAAUAAAAGAAUCCAUCAAUAUUAAAAUGUGCUCUCUGUUUCAUUUUGAACCCUUUGAACGUCAUUGAAAACCGAACGCGCUAAGAGCGCCUUAUGGGUAGGCAAUCAUGCAGCAUCCUUGCUUGAUUGGUGGCCUACUCAGACACAUAAAACAAGGACGUUUCUCAUAAAUUUGCAAUGUUUUGC